Messenger RNA from Salarias fasciatus (jewelled blenny), 2670 nucleotides. It is a transcript of the gene marco, whose product is annotated as macrophage receptor with collagenous structure. The record is from RefSeq and is a predicted model, not a curated record. NCBI's taxonomy places the organism in Eukaryota, Metazoa, Chordata, Actinopteri, Blenniiformes, Blenniidae. The transcript has 13 exons. Gene Ontology annotation, cellular component: membrane. The coding region runs from base 98 to 1234 and encodes 378 amino acids.
GGCAGGAGUGUGUACUUCGUAAGUGUGUCUGCUAUAAGAGGCUCGCUAACAGGAAAUGAGCCGACUCUGGUGAUAGACAGAGACAUCAGAGCACAAGAUGGAUGAGGUCUCGUACACCCAGAGUAACCCGCUGUUUGACAUGUCGCUGAGCAGGAACGAGGUCUACAGCUUCCAGCCUGAUGAUCUGAAGCCAGCGAGACGCAGGAGACCAUGGUGUUUAUACUUCAUCGUCAUAUACCUCAUCUUGCAGACGGCCCUUAAUGCCUUCCUUAUUUAUAAAGUCUUCACUUUGGAGUCUUCAGUAGCUGGCCCCAGAACAGCCAAGCUGUCGUCCAACGACAUUACUCCGAUUGAUAACAGCCUGGAAACUCUCAUCCACAACAACACUGAAGAAACCAGGAGCCUGAAGGGUCACCUGUGGAGUCUGGAGAGCCAGGUGAAGAGUCUCUGUGGAGAGGAAGGUCAGCUGGACAGACUGAGAUCCGACCUCAACCUGCUCAACACCAGCAACCACAACCUGGAGGGGCAGCUGACGAGCAUCCGACUCAAGCCUGGACCAUCCGGACAGCCGGGACCUCCGGGCGCGAGAGGGCCCAAAGGUGACAGUGGCCUGAAAGGUGACAUGGGAUCAAAAGGAGAGCCGGGACCUACUGGUGCAACUGGUCCCAAGGGUGUCCCAGGUGAUCAGGGUCCAGGUGCGAAGGGAGAAGCGGGUGAACCUGGCCCCGCAGGUCGUAAUGGAGAGAAAGGAGACCGCGGCUUACCGGGCGUGUCAGGAGUACCUGGUCCUCAGGGGGCCACGGGGGCGAAGGGAGACCAGGGGAAUGUUGGUCCUCAGGGACCUGCAGGCCCAGCAGGAUCAGCCGGUGAGAAAGGAGCUCAAGGCCCUGCAGGACCUCCGGGUCCAAAGGGAGCGAAGGGGGAUCAAGGGGCUGUGGAGCGCGUUCGCCUGGUGCCGGGCCGAUCCAGAGGACGGGUGGAGGUAUUACACAACAACCGCUGGGGAACUAUUUGUGACGACAGCUUCGGGAAUUUGGACGGAGCCGUCAUCUGUAAGAUGUUGGGCUUUAGCUCCGUCGUCACCACGUUCACUGCCACCCCGGGUUCUGGUGACAUCUGGCUGGACGACCUGCACUGCACAGGAACAGAGACUGACAUCUUUGACUGUCCGCACAGCGCAGUGGGUACGCACAACUGCGCUCAUACUGAGGAUGUUGGAGUACAAUGUGUGUAGACUGAAGGGAGAAAAAACAACGGGCGUGAUGGCUGUUAUCAUAAAGACGCAGCCCUACAGUAUUGCUAAAGCAACAAUUGACCCUUGGCUAAGUCCCGCCCCCCCCUUAGUUAGUUAGCUGACUGCACGUUUACACGGCAGCUGUCGGAGCAGAAACCAUAUCGCAGCAGGCGCUACACAACUUUUGGAGUCAGCAUGACGUUACUUCAUCUAGGAGCCUUCGGCAAGAUUGGCAUUAUGUGACAGAUGGCUGGGUGCAAAAUUGUGGAAUGGACUUGGAUGUGAAAAAGUUCAAGUUGGAGGUACUGGUCUUCAGAUCCCAAACAGGAGAUGAUCAUGAUGGUUUACCUGCGGUGGUGAUAUCAGUGGGAGUGUCUGAAGUCAGAUUCACAAGCAACCUGCCACGUAGCUUCUUCCACAGGAGACAUCUGUCCAUGUUCUGUUUGGGAAAUGGGACAAAAUAAACCCAUAAACAAAAUAAACAAAAUAAACCCCAGUGCUGAUCAUUUUGGGACGCUACGUAUCGCUGUUGCAUUUGCACCAGACACAUCGUUUCACUCUUUUUGCAUCUUAAAUCACCUGAUCAACCCAACAGCAAACGUGUGGCAGAGUUUGAUGCUGAGAAUGUCCGAGUCGGCUUUUCUAGUCGUUGGUAGUUGAAUGCUAUUGGUUGAUUCGCAUUUGUGGGCGGGGCUUAGCCAAAGGUCAGUUGCAUCGACACUGUAUUGUAGCAUCACUGAAAAGAAUUCAUGAUCAGUCAAAGCAGUAAAGACUUUUUGAGGCUCUUAAUAUUAUAUCAAAAUACAUCACCGCAUGAUAUCGCAGUAUUUUUUUCUUAUAUCAAACAUUGAAAAAUCCCAAAGGACUCAUUGUUAAGUAUACAGUUCAUCUGUAUUUUAAGGACAAAUGUACUUUUUUGCUUUCUGUUUUAAUAUGACCAUGAUCUGUUUAUUACUAAACCUGCAUGAGACUCUAGAAUGAACCACUGACGAGGUCGAAUCAAAAUGUUGUGACGUUGUAGGAAGUAAAUAUUCAUUUUUAUCUAAAAGAAUGAGAAAUUAAUGUAACUCUACAGCAGCACAGCUCUGCAGGAGUAGGUACGCACGCACACAUGCACACAGUGUAUAAAGUUUCAUUCAGCUGAUUUUGAUUUGAAGUUAUCUUUAAGCUGCACAGUUAAUGUGCUUUUUCAGCUUUGUAUCAUUGUAAUGAGCGCACAUCUAUGAAUUGCACAAAUACUUAUUGAAAAAAACAUUGAGCUUUUUUGUGUACACUUUACAAUAUGUUGGAAAUCACUGAGCUGUUGACUUUUCAGUGCGAAAUUAUCAACAUGUUGAAAAUAAAAUGUCUUCUGUUUUCUUUUUUUUAAAUGAAAACAUAACAAGCAGAGUUUUAACGAUAAAAUAAAGUUUGGCGGAAAACAUCCCGACAGCGUC